AUGAGCUCCCGCUCCCAGACCCUGACGUUUGCGGUCAACAAGAAUGGCCCCAGCGCGGGCGGAAACGCAGGCAAGGCCAACGCUAACGCCGAGAAGAAGAGCAACGUGGUUCAGGUGAACACAGCGACAAAGUCGCUCUACCUGGGCGUCGCCACGGGACGCGCCUUCCCGUACGUCGCGCGCUGGUUGCAGGAGAAGUCCAGUGAGAUGCGUGACAGGGCGGGGGCGCUGGAGUCGGAUUGCAAUACGGAGCUCGUGCGCCAGGUGAAUCAGAAACACAAGGGCGUUAUUGACGGUCGCAUGGAAAGCUUAAAGGAAAAUCAAAAUAUGCUCAAGUUUCUUCAGGAGAUUCAGUCUGUGCGGGUGCAUCAGCGCGUGGUGGGGGCGGCGUGGCUCGCCUCCUUUCAUAACGCUGCCGACGCGUACAGGACUGAAUUGCGUAAAAUGGAGGAGGAUCUCCGUCGGCGGCUGCACAUUGCCGAAGAGUGGACCGUGGGUGGGCAGCGCACCGCUGUCAUGGCAAAACUCUCGCGGAUGGAGCAGCUGCUGGACCAGCUGCGACGUCGUGCCGACCGCGAACAGGCGCGGGAGACAAUGCGGCGGGACCAGACGCAUCGGCACAUGUGUGAGGCGAUGGAGAAGUUGGUGGGAGAGGUUGGGGACACCGUCACGUGGGAGUUGCAUCAGCGCAUACACGGCCACGCGCACAGGUCCUUUUCGGGGCUACCCACUGCCGUGCCAGUCUCGACGCGGGACGACGUGUCUGAAGAUGCUGCCUCCUCGUCCGCUCCGUCGGGGGAGCAGGAGCUGCUCGAGGAGGAGCGACAGCUGAAGCUGGAGCUGCGGCGACUGGGGCGGCUCCGCGGGAAACGAGAGGAUGCGGCAAGAGGGCGUGACAAGAAAAGGGCACGGCGCCCGGUGAGGCCGCAGCAUGGGGAGACACAGGCGGAAUCACUUCCACAGGAGCCGGCAAGGAAACAGAGGGAGCAGCGGUGGAGCGAGGAGGGGGUGGAGCAGGAGGGCGGCGCAGCGGCGCAGCCGGCACAAGACGCGGCAACGGCAACAGAAGCCGCAACCAAGACAGGGGACGAGGCCACCGCCUCGUUGCUGCCGCAGCUGUCAUCGCCCAUCACUACGCGUCUCCCAACCGCAGAACUGUCGGUGCAGUCGCGCAGGCUGCAUGGUGACAAGACGUGGACGGAAGUGGUGGAGGGGCUGACGCUUCCCCCGCUGGUCAUACCGACGAAAGCGGUGGUAACAGACGGUGGGGAGGACGCCGCCAAAGUCGGUAACCAGCAACCUGCCGAGAGCGUUGCGCCCCGCACGCAACGGCGCCAGCAGCACCGUGGCUUAAUGGGAGUGCGGCCGUUGAUUGUUCAACCGCCUACCCGCGUCGGCCUUGAUGCCAGCGGACGUCUCAACUCCGACCAUAUCGCAAGCCUGUUGGCUGUCUUGGCUGAGGACACCGCCCAUUUUGCCACCUCACGUGGGAAGAUGCAGGCGGAGGUGAAGCGGCUGCGUGACGAGCUGCGUAAACACCAGGAGGAAACGGCGCGGAUGAUGCAGGUCAGCAUUGGGCUCGAAUCCAAGCGGGCGCAGUUACUCGUGCAGCGAGACGCGCAGGUGACUAAGCUCCAGCUCAUCACGGCGGAGAGGUGCUCGCAGGAGCAUGUAAUGAAAGUGGACGCGCAGUUGCUAAAUGAGGAGCUCUCCCACACGCUGCAGGUGUUGGAGGAGAAGAAGCGGAAGCGUUUUGAGGAGAUGGAGCAGGUGCGGGAGUCGAUUAGUGAUUUCAGGCAGCGAAUUGUGGACCACAAUCGACUGUUGCAGCAGGUGCGAGAGUACUGGCGCCGUAACGUAGCUGUGCUGCGGCUGGUAAAAAACACUGGCAGCUGCAGUGCCGCGGCGGCGCUGAGGAGCACCCGUUCGCUCAGCGGCAGCACGGAUGCUUUCCCUGCGCCUCUGGAGGCCACCUUUCGCUCCCCCACAACUUCCGUACCAUCCACGGGCCUAGUUGAGGAAGGGGAGCGGUCUGAAGCCUCUCUGUCGAAUCCCUUGUUUGUGCCUGCGGCAUACCCCGAGGCAAAUAUAGGGGAACAGGUGUCGGGGGAGUGCCAGUCGAUUCCAGCGCUCGGCCUGUAUCAGCCAGACGAGGUGGCGGAGUUUAUCUACAGCGUCUUCGAGUAA
Molecule: messenger RNA, 2187 nt
Organism: Trypanosoma rangeli
Lineage: Eukaryota; Euglenozoa; Kinetoplastea; Trypanosomatida; Trypanosomatidae
Exons: 1
Coding region: 1-2187 (728 amino acids)
Source: RefSeq, a predicted model, not a curated record